Messenger RNA from Bicyclus anynana (squinting bush brown), 1054 nucleotides. RefSeq names its product BTB/POZ domain-containing protein KCTD5 (gene inc). Gene Ontology annotation, cellular component: cytoplasm; Cul3-RING ubiquitin ligase complex. The record is from RefSeq and is a predicted model, not a curated record. The transcript has 2 exons. Gene Ontology annotation, biological process: protein homooligomerization; proteasome-mediated ubiquitin-dependent protein catabolic process. The coding region runs from base 47 to 700 and encodes 217 amino acids. Gene Ontology annotation, molecular function: cullin family protein binding. NCBI's taxonomy places the organism in Eukaryota, Metazoa, Arthropoda, Insecta, Lepidoptera, Nymphalidae.
UAUUGUAAUUUUUAACCUUACUAUUUGUCUGUGAUAAAUAACUACCAUGGCGGAGUAUGUAGGUGACGAACAUUUUUGUAAAGAAAAUAUACAAACUUUUAAUAAUGAAAGACGAAGUAGUAAACAAUGGGUUAAACUAAAUGUUGGUGGAACAUAUUUUUUAACUACUAAGACAACUUUAUCUAGGGACCCAAAUUCGUUUCUUUAUCGAUUAAUACAAGAAGACAGUGACUUAAUUUCGGAUAGGGACGAAACAGGUGCAUAUCUAAUAGAUAGAGACGCUACAUACUUCUCGCCAGUGCUCAACUAUCUUCGUCACGGAAAGCUAGUAAUAAAUAACGACAUAGCCGAAGAAGGGGUGUUAGAAGAAGCAGAGUUUUACAAUAUAACCGAGCUUAUAAGAUUAGUGAAAGAAAGAAUCUGUUUGAGGGAGAGAAGGCCUCUCAAAGACUCUAAAAAGCAUGUGUAUCGAGUAUUGCAAUUCCACGAAGAGGAACUUACGCAAAUGGUGUCAACAAUGUCUGAUGGCUGGAAGUUUGAACAGUUGAUAAACAUUGGGUCCCAAUAUAACUAUGGUAAUGAGGAGCAUGCUGAGUUUCUGUGUGUGGUCAGUCGUGAAUGUGGCAGUUCUCUCAAUAGCAAUGACAUAGAGCCCACUGACAGAGCAAAGGUUUUGCAGCAAAAAGGGUCCAGAAUGUGAACACAUGUCAAAUUCUGCAAAUUAUAGUUCUUAAGACAUUUGUGUGCAGAUUGUGUAUAUAUAAUUAAUAUUAUGGUAGUGUGACGAUAGCUAUUCUGUUCCAUUGAUUUCAUGUUAUAUGUGAUUUUAGGCGCUAGAAAAAUGGUGUAGAGCUGUUAGAGGGUUGCCACUUGACAAAUUGAUAUUUGCUUUGUAUAGAGGAAGUGUAAACAUGUAAGCGCAGUACAAGUAUCUUUAGAAGAUAUAUCUACAUUAUUUGUUAGCACAUAGGUAAUGUUUUUUACUUUAACAAUUUUACAGUACUUGAAGAUAAUCUGUGCUUUAUUGCUUUACAUAAAAAAAAAACAUUAAAAA